AGCAGUUCUCUACAAGUAGUGAACGGUAAAACAAGAGCCAUCGGUAUUUGCGUUUCAUAGAAAAUCUAGUUAAAACCUGGUAGUAAAUGCUUGCAGGUUGCUGAUGUGCAUUGUACAAGUACUUGUUAUUAAAAUAAGGAAUAAUCGCUACACUGGAAACAACAACCUUAACACUGCUCGGAAUCAAGAAUGACCACACAUGUUAGCGUCUGCGAAAAAUUCAGUAUUGUUGCAUUAUUCAUUAUUGUUGUGCAACUAUCUGGAAAUUAUGGCACCAAUCGUUAUUAUUUCGCAUAUCUGCCUUAUGGGAGUGGUGACAACAUAAUUACUACCUGGCGUUACGAGGGCGGUUCAUUGUCCCUUCACCGGAAAUGGAAUGUGGAGUGUCUGGAUGGCGAAGCAGUAGUCGGAAUUCAGGAUUUUGUCGAUGAUUUUCAGAAAAUAUAUGCCAUUUGGUGUCGGUUCAUGUUCCCUUACAAACCGCCGUCGGAAGGGAAAUAUCCUUACUACCCCAGUUGUAUAUACCGGGAUUACCGUUUCCAGUUCUUCUGCUUCGAUCGGCAAAAUAUCUCACUGACCAUUAACACAUUCAUGACAGCAAUUUGGGAUAACGAAUAUCAGUUUUGGGUCGGGCGGAUCGGCUCAACAGUGAGCAUCAACAAUGAUUUCCAGCAACCGUACAAAUGCUGCAAAACACCGAAAGGUUACUACAUUGACUACGUUUCCUGCUACUAUGUUCCGACACACGACCCCAAUUGGGAGUAUUACGAUAGUCAAUCCAACUUUAUUGUGUCUUGCGGAACCGAUUAUGUUAUGACGGGAAUCGCCAAAAAGAUCAGCCCUGUCGGAUUGGAUUGGCAAAUUGACUGGGUUCAGUGUUGUCGCUUGGGAUACGGAGCCGCAACGGCGGUGUCACCACCGAUAAUCACCCUCCCGGAUGGUCGCAGUACAUUCUAUGCCGCUAGCCACAGUACUCCUAUUCCGAAACCGGUCUCCUAUGCAUCUAAUCAGCUACUUUCCCGCUCGACACACGAAACCAGCAGUAUAAAUAUUACCCAACUGCCGGGUAGAAAAGUGGAUGAUAUUGGCAGUAUGCGGUACAAGAGACGGAGUGGGAUACCGAUGGAGCUGCGAGAUCAUGGGCACCUCGGCGAUCACUUGGAGAAUGACGGAAGAAAUAUCGUUUUGCGACAAGAAAUACGGUAUUUGUCGUAGCGCAAUGGCUUACUGGAGAGUUCGUAAUAACACUUUGCUAACUGUAAGUGCUAAAAGCACGGUAUGCCGUCUAAUAAAUAAAAAUGUAUAGCAAAAAAACUGAAAAAGUUGAUAUUUUUGUUUGUUAUUGCUACAAGGAUAAAAAUGCUAAUAAACAU
Molecule: messenger RNA, 1373 nt
Organism: Paramacrobiotus metropolitanus
Lineage: Eukaryota; Metazoa; Tardigrada; Eutardigrada; Parachela; Macrobiotidae
Exons: 9
Coding region: 190-1215 (341 amino acids)
Source: RefSeq, a predicted model, not a curated record